AUGCACUCUCAGGAAAUCAGACCUGGUCUCUCCCUUGCUCCGCUACAGGUUACAAUGACCCAUCCUCACGCACUCAAGAAGCACAGCCCUGACCAGGUUUCUGGUCGUGUCUUCACACGAAUCCUCCGCGUUGAUUAUAUGCGCGAAUUCCGAUGCAGAUUUGGCAAACAAUCACACGCCCGAGAUUCCAAUGCAGAUUUGGCAAACAAUCACACGACGGAGAUUUGUGGUGAUGGUGGAGGCGGUGAAUGUGACGGAUUUUUGCGCAAAAUACCGCCCAUCAGUCUUCGAUCAAUCGGGCCAAUUGGGGAGGACGUUGUCUUACCCGUAGGCGGCAGUGGAACCACAUUGCAGCAAGUUACGGCCACGGCCCUGACCAGUUAUCAGGUAGUGUCUUCACACGAAUUCUCCUGCAUCAUAUGCGCAGAUUCCGAUGCAGAUUUGGCAAACAAGUACACGAACGGGAUUUUCGGUGGUGGUGGUCGUGGCGAUGGUGACAGACUUUUGCGCGAAAUGCCGACCCUCAGUCUUCGACCAAUCGGGCCAAUUGGGAGCACGUUGUCUGAUCCGUAG
This is a messenger RNA of Dibothriocephalus latus, 573 nucleotides long. Lineage: Eukaryota; Metazoa; Platyhelminthes; Cestoda; Diphyllobothriidea; Diphyllobothriidae. The record is from the annotation of a GenBank genome assembly.